UUUGUUUUGAAGAAAAAGGACGAGAAUAAGAAGAAGCGGCGGCCGCGUGACGCGUCGCCGGAGCCGUUCAUCUGGCCGGUCUUCGGCGAUCUGAGCUCCUCGCCAGCAUUAAUGUCCCCGAAUUUAUUAAUAUUAUGAGUAAAUAAUUACUUCAAAAAUGAGACUAAUUAUUUUUGGUGCCCUAGAAACUGACAGGAACUCCCCUUGAAAGGUGAGCUACCGUCUUUGAUCUUCUUCGGUUUCUUGUUUUCUUCUGAUUCCUUGUUGUUUAAGGUUUUUCAAUUCCUGAUUUUAUAAGGUUUUUUCUUUUGAUUUUAAAGAUUCAUAUUUGGUCCAAAGAACAGGAUUUUAUGGGAUUGCGGUCUGUGGUUUGAUCGCUUCAAUUUUGGGGUUCUUUUUUGGAGCAAGUGAAGAAAUGUUUUUUCUAUUUGCUUCCAUUUGCCGUAGAAUUGUUUUUUCUUGCUUCCUCUCUCUCUUGUUUGUUUCCUGUACCACUCUCUCUCUCUGUCUCUCUAACUAAGAAAGCAAUUGAGUUGUUUGUCCUUUGUGACUCUCCCUCACACCUUGCUAUGGAAUUGUUUUUCCCUGUUUGAUCUCUCUCCUUUUCUUUGAUUGUUUGUUGUUUGAUCUCUCUUACAAAGCAAUUAAAUUGGUGUUCCUGUGUGACUCACUCACAACACACACCUACCAAUCGGAUAGGUUUUCCCUGUUUUUUCGCUCUCUCUCUUGACGCCCCCGUUGUUCUAACUCUCUCUGACAAAUUCAAUUCUUCUUCUUGUUUAUUUCUAUUGGUUCUCUCUUUUCCUCCAUGGAAAACUACAAUCCCCACUCCUUCUCUGAUAACCGUCCUGGGCCGGACUCUCAGUCCUUCUUCUCCCCCUUUCCUCCAAACUCUGAGAAUCGGCCGCCGUGUCCUCCACAUCCCCACCAUGGUUAUAGUCCCCUUUCAAACCAUCCUUACACUUACUCCAACUCUCUCCCUUCUCACCCUGCCUACCCCCACUCUGGUCCUUUAGACCAUAUCCCACCUCCAUAUCCAUACCCAAGUACCCCUCCUUAUACAUACUCAUAUCCCAGUUCUUAUUAUCAACCACCCCCAUAUCCAAGUUCUUAUGAUCCACCACCUCAUUUGUAUCAUGAACCUCAUGUAGCCUACAAUUCACCUCAACCCAGUUUCGCGAAUCCGCCGAAUUUUCAGUAUAAUUCUUCUUUCAACAACCCACAUUACCAUUUUCCGCAAGAGAGUGUUUCGGGGCACCUGAUAGAAGUGACUUCAUCUCCUGUUGCCCCGAAACCUUCUUCUCAUGUUGAUUCUUUCUCUUCAUCUUCGAAUUCUCUUUACCCGCCUGUGGAGGAUCUUGUGUCAGGUAUUCAAUUGUCAGAACGACCAUCUGCCUCUUUAUACGGCUCUCACUCUUUCAAUAGCAGCCAGAGCCCGAGGCCUCAGGGUGGUAGCUUCUCUCACCCCUCUCCUGGUUCUCUCUCUGGUUCAAGCUCUUUCAAUAGCAUUCCUAGCCCAAACUCAAAGCCUUUCUCUCACCCCUCUCUAGUUUCACCAUCUAUGGAUUCCUCACAACAUAACCAGACACUGCAAAUUGUACCAUUUGAGCCCUCAAAAGGCUCUUUAAAGGUUCUUCUUUUACAUGGGAACUUGGACAUAUGGAUCCUUGAAGCUAAUAACCUACCCAACAUGGACACAUUCCACAAGACCUUAGGCGACAUGUUUGGGAAGAGAUUUUCGUCCCCUGUGGCUAGUAAGAAUGAGGGCCACAUGCCCCAUCAACACAUUACCAGCGACCCAUAUGUAUCAGUUCAUGUGUCUAAAGCAGUAGUCGCAAGGACUUACGUUAUCAGUAAUAGCGAGAACCCAGUUUGGAAUCAGCAUUGUUGGGUCCCUGUUGCGCAUUAUGCAGCAGAAGUACAAUUCGUUGUUAAGGAUAAUGAUGUUGUUGGUAGUCAGUUUAUUGGGACAGUUUCCAUACCCACUGAGCAAAUUUGCUCUGGUUCAAAAGUUGAAGGACUCUUCCCAAUUUUGGGUUCAAAUGGAAAACCUUGUAAAGCUGGAGCUGUUCUUAGGCUCUCUAUUCAGUUUAUUCCAAUGGAGAAAUUGACGAUUUAUCAGUUUGGAGUAGGUGUUGGACCUGACUAUUGCGGGGUGCCUGAUACUUAUUUUCCGUUGAGGAAGGGAGGGAAAGUUACUCUUUAUCAGGAUGCUCAUGUGCCUGAUGGAUUCUUUCCUGGUUUGAAGCUUGAUGGGGGUUUGAGAUAUGAGCAUGGAAAGUGUUGGGAGGAUGUUUAUAAAGCAAUAAGCCAAGCUCGACGGUUGAUUUAUAUUACUGGGUGGUCGGUUUAUCACAAGGUUAAGUUGGUCAGGGAGCAGGGUGUUAAUGAUUGUGAUUGCACACUUGGGGAUCUUCUUAGGUCCAAGUCACAGGAAGGCGUGCGGGUGUUGCUCCUUGUGUGGGAUGAUCCCACUUCGAGGAGCCUACUUGGUAUCAAAACGGAUGGUGUCAUGCAAACCCAUGAUGAGGAAACACGAAGGUUUUUUAAGCAUUCAUCCGUGCAGGUGUUGCUUUGUCCUCGAUCUGCUGGAAAGCGGCAUAGUUUCUUCAAACAACACGAAGUUGGAGCAAUCUAUACUCAUCAUCAGAAAACUGUGAUUGUGGAUGCUGAUGCUGGUAACUAUAAAAGAAAAAUUAUAGCUUUUGUGGGAGGACUUGAUUUGUGUGAUGGAAGAUAUGAUACUCCAAAGCAUCCACUAUUCAGGACUUUACAGACUGUGCACAAAGAAGAUUAUCAUAACCCUACUUUUCCGGCAGGGCCUGACGUGAGUGGUCCAAGAGAACCAUGGCAUGAUUUGCAUUCUAGAAUUGAUGGUCCAGCGGCAUAUGAUGUUCUCACAAACUUUCAAGAGCGUUGGUUGAAGGCUUCCAAACGACAUGGACUUAGUAAACUCAAGCGAUCAUAUGAUGAUUCUCUACUCUUACUUGAAAGAAUUCCUGACAUAGUUGGGUUGGAUGACACUUCAUACUCAAAUGAGUCAGAUCCAGAGUCAUGGCAUGUUCAGAUUUUCCGGUCCAUUGACUCAAAUUCGGUCAAGGGAUUUCCCAAAGACCCAAAAUUUGCCACUAGCAAGAACCUUGCGUGUGGGAAAAAUGUUAUCAUAGACAUGAGCAUACACACAGCUUAUGUAAAGGCCAUUCGAUCUGCCCAACAUUUCAUUUAUAUCGAAAAUCAAUACUUCAUUGGAUCAUCAUAUAAUUGGUCUGCACACAGUGAUGUUGGUGCCAAUAAUCUGAUACCCAUGGAGAUUGCCCUUAAAAUUGCUAGUAAGAUCAAAGCCAAUGAGAGGUUUUCUGCAUAUAUAGUUAUUCCAAUGUGGCCAGAGGGUGUUCCAACAAGUGUACCUACGCAAAGGAUUCUUUUCUGGCAGCACAAAACAAUGCAAAUGAUGUAUGAGAUCAUCUAUAAGGCAUUGGAAGAAAUGGGGCUUGAAAAGACAUAUCAGCCUCAAGAUUAUUUGAACUUCUUCUGUCUUGGAAAUCGUGAGAUCCCAGAUGGAGAUAUUUCAGUUUCAAGUCCAGCAAAUAAUCCUCGUGAACUUGCUAAAAGGAGUGGACGAUUCAUGAUCUAUGUUCACUCGAAAGGCAUGGUAGUGGAUGAUGAGUAUGUAAUCAUCGGAUCGGCAAACAUCAACCAACGAUCAUUGGAUGGUUCUAGGGAUUCUGAAAUUGCAAUGGGUGCUUACCAGCCCCAACAUACAUGGGCUAGAAACUUAUCAAAUCCAUGUGGUCAGGUCUAUGGCUACCGAUUAUCGUUAUGGGCGGAGCACACCGGUUUAGUUGAUAAGUGCUUUUCUAAUCCAGAGUCUCUAGAAUGUGUGAGAAAGAUAAGGACACUUGCAGAGAUGAACUGGAAACAGUUUGCUUCAGAGGAGAAAACAGAAAUUAGGGGCCAUCUCUUAAAAUACCCUGUUGAGGUUUUGGCAAAUGGUAAGGUGAAGGCCCUACCUGGCUGUGAAACCUUCCCUGAUGUUGGGGGAAACAUACUAGGCACCUUCUCCAUCAUUCAGGAGAAUCUAACCAUAUAAAGCUUCUUGUAUUAUAACUUGGUGUUAAUUCUUUGACCGGAAAGUAAUAUAAUUGAUGUGAAGAAUGAAGGGUGAUGAAGGGCUUUCAUUUGUUGCAAUUAUGAGUCUAUUUUUAAGAAAUCUCUAGUCCAAGGCAAGAAGUCUUUUGUGCCAUUUCUUGGAAAAGGUAUUUCACUUAUCACACUAGUAAGGUUACCUUGUGUGGGCAACUCAUCAGCACCUCUAGACAGGGCCGAGAAGUUCAGAGGGAAACAAAUGGAAAAAUAUAGUAUGAUCCACGUGUUCAUGAUAACAACAUCACCGUUGGGUUACCACUGUGCAUUCAAAUGGGUUCGACAUGGUUGUUAUCUCUGUGCAACGGAAUGGGUUUGACAGUGAAUGGUGAUGGCCGGAAGACAGGAGAUACAAAUGAAUUGUAAUGCUUGAUGGGACCUGCUCCCUCUAUCACCAUACAACUCAUUGAGAAGAUGUUGAUUCAUGGUCGUGUUGUUGUCAUGACCAUAUUGAUCAUUCUAUACCGACAAUCGCAGAUCCUUGUUUCCCCGUUUUGUUGUCGAGCAAACAUCACCCAGCGAGAAUAGUGUUAACUUGUUAUCUAUCAUAUAACACAUUUCCAUGA
Amborella trichopoda is the source of this 4709-nucleotide messenger RNA. Its product is annotated as phospholipase D beta 1. Gene Ontology annotation, molecular function: calcium ion binding; D-type glycerophospholipase activity. The record is from RefSeq and is a predicted model, not a curated record. Gene Ontology annotation, biological process: phospholipid catabolic process; phosphatidylcholine metabolic process. Lineage: Eukaryota; Viridiplantae; Streptophyta; Magnoliopsida; Amborellales; Amborellaceae. Gene Ontology annotation, cellular component: plasma membrane.